AUGGUGCCUGUUAAGCGUGUUGCGGUCAUCGGCGCCGGGCCGGCGGGAGCCAUUGCGAUAGAUGCCCUGGCGCAAGAAAAGACCUUUGAUAUUAUUCGUGUAUUUGAGCGCCGCGAGGGCCCUGGAGGCUGUUGGAUUGGCGACUCAUCACAACCUCCAACCCUCCGUGACUUUGCAUCUCUGGCGACAAGAACAGCUGAUCCCCCACUAUCUAUCCCCGAGAGUCUUCCUGCGCAGACUCCAAAGUCAGAUCAACCUCGCUUCACUGAGUCGUCCGUUUACCCUUAUCUGGAAACCAAUGUCGACUUUCUGCCCAUGGAGUUCGCUCAAGAACCUUUCCCAGAGGAGCGCAGCGAGCUCUCCAUAUCUCACCACGGACCUAAAACUCCAUUCCGAAAGUGGGAUGUGGUCCGAAAAUACGUGAGGAGUCUCGUAGAGCGCCGGGGUUACGGCGACUGGGUUUCAUACAACACCACAGUCGAGCGGGUCGAGAAGGUGGGGACGGAGUGGAAAGUAACGCUUCGAAAAGAUGGAGAGAAGAGUGAUUAUUGGUGUGUUGAGUGGUUUGAUGCGGUCGUCGUGGCGAGCGGACACUUCUGGGUCCCAUAUAUACCCCCAAUAGAAGGCCUGGAGGCAUUUGAGAAGACCAGACCGGGCAGCGUACUUCACAGCAAACAUUUCCGUGGGAGAGAGGCGUUUGUCGGCAAGCGAGUUGUGGUUGUAGGCGCAUCCGUCUCAGCAGCUGACAUCGCAUUCGACCUUGUCGAAACGGCAAAGGAACCAGUCCAUGCAAUCACAAUCGGCCAUGCUGCUAACGGGUACUUCGGCGAUGAAGCAUUCAACCACCCCAAGAUACAAAAGCAUCCCUCAAUAGAACGAGUCUCGAACAGGACUGUGCACUUAACAAACGGAAAUUGCAUCACAGACGUUGACCACAUAGUCUUCGGCACAGGCUAUAGCUGGACGCUGCCAUUCCUACCCGCAGUCCCAGUUCGCAAUAACCGUGUCCCUGAUCUUUACCAACAUGUUGUUUGGCAGAAAGAUCCGACAUUAUUGUUUGUCGGCGCCGUCGCGGCUGGUCUGACAUUUAAAGUAUUCGAAUGGCAAGCGGUUUUGGCUGCACGGCUGCUGGCUGGCAGAGCCACUCUACCUUCUGCUGACGUGAUGCAAAAAUGGGAAGCAGAUCGUAUCGAGGUUCGGGGUGAUGGCGUGAAAUUCACACUGCUCUUCCCAGACUUCGAAGACUACUUCGAGACAGUGAGGCUUCUAGCUGGCGAAGGGGAGGAGGGCAAGGGCCGCAAGCUGCCAAAAUUCCGCCGCGAGUGGGUGAGGGCAUUUUUUGAGGGACAUGAGCGCCGCAAGGCUAUGUGGAAGAGGUUGAACUUGAAAUCUCGGGCGGCGCUGAUGAAUACUGAGACUAUCCACAAGGAAGUAGCUCGGCUUUGA
Penicillium vulpinum is the source of this 1446-nucleotide messenger RNA. RefSeq lists its product as uncharacterized. The transcript has 3 exons. The record is from RefSeq and is a predicted model, not a curated record. NCBI's taxonomy places the organism in Eukaryota, Fungi, Ascomycota, Eurotiomycetes, Eurotiales, Aspergillaceae. Bases 1 to 1446 code for a protein of 481 amino acids. Gene Ontology annotation, molecular function: flavin adenine dinucleotide binding; NADP binding; N,N-dimethylaniline monooxygenase activity.